Molecule: messenger RNA, 1485 nt
Organism: Mangifera indica (mango)
Lineage: Eukaryota; Viridiplantae; Streptophyta; Magnoliopsida; Sapindales; Anacardiaceae
Product: aspartic proteinase PCS1
Exons: 1
Coding region: 47-1354 (435 amino acids)
Biological process (GO): proteolysis
Molecular function (GO): aspartic-type endopeptidase activity
Source: RefSeq, a predicted model, not a curated record
ACAGAACCAGACUCCAUCCGCUCAACCACACCAUUCAAAACGUGCAAUGGCUUCUUUCCUCUUUUCUCUUCUUCGUUUCACAAUUUUCCUUCUCAUCGUCCAUUCAAAACCCUGUUUUCCCUCCAAACCUUCACUCUUACUGCCCAUUAAAACUCAAACCAUACCCCGACUUUCUUCAGCAACAUCCACCACAAGCAAACUCCCCUUCCGCCACAACGUCAGCUUAACCGUCUCUCUUCAAGUCGGCUCGCCGCCGCAAAAUAUCACCAUGGUUCUUGACACCGGCAGUGAACUUUCUUGGCUCCACUGCAAUAAAUCACAAAACUUUAAUUCCUUUUUCAACCCUUUUGCUUCCUCUUCAUAUUCCACUAUUCCUUGCACUUCUUCUGUUUGUACGAACCGAACACGGGACCUACCCAUACCCGCUUCGUGUGACACCGAUAAGCUCUGCCACGUCAUCAUCUCAUACGCAGAUUUGACUUCAAGUGAAGGUAACCUUGCCACUGAAACUAUGUCAAUGGGCUCGUUAAAACAACCCCGGUUCAUAUUCGGGUGCAUGUACUCGGGUUUUAGUUCUAGCUCCGAAGAAGAUUCGAGAACUACCGGGUUAAUGGGCAUGAACCUUGGGUCGUUAUCUUUUGUUACUCAAAUGAGGUAUCCCAAAUUCUCAUAUUGUAUAUCGGGUUUUGAGUCCACGGGUGUUUUAAUUUUCGGCGACGAGAGACUACCGUGGCUUAAACCGUUGAAUUAUACUCCCUUGGUUAAGAUAUCCGACCCGUUACCGAAUUUCGAUAGGGUGGCAUACAGUAUUCAGCUUGAGGGCAUAAGAGUUGGGAGUAAAAUGUUGAAUUUACCAAAAUCAGAUUUUACACUGGACCAUACUGGAGCGGGUCAAACUAUGGUUGACUCGGGUACCCAGUUCUCUUUUUUAUUGGGUCCGGUUUACACUGCUCUAAGAAACGAGUUUUUGCAACAAACCAAAGGGAUUUUGAGAGUCUUGAAUGACCCGAAUUUCGUAUUUCAAGGCACAAUGGAUUUGUGCUAUUUAGUCGAGUCGACUCGGCGAAACUUGCCCGAGUUGCCUGUGGUGAGUUUGUUGUUUACGGGGGCAGAAGUUAGUGUAUCGGGUCCAAGGUUAUUGUAUCGGGUACCCGGUUUGGUUAAGAAUGGAAAAGAUUCAGUGUAUUGCUUCACAUUUGGUAAUUCUGAUCUGUUGGGUAUAGAGUCCUUUGUGAUUGGUCAUCAUCAUCAACAAAACAUUUGGAUGGAGUUUGAUUUGGCUAAAUCUAGGGUGGGCUUCACUGAAUUUAGAUGUGAUAUUGCUAGUAAAAACUUGGGAAUAGGCCUUAUUUGACUCUUGAUUAUUAUUUUAUUUUUAAUUAUACCGAAAAUAAUAUUGCAUAAAUAUAGAAAUAUGCUGAAAUUAUUAAGUGUAUUAUUCCUUAUAAAUAUGAUUUAAAUUAAAUAUUAUUUUAUUUGUGAUUC